Messenger RNA from Guillardia theta CCMP2712, 846 nucleotides. RefSeq lists its product as hypothetical. The record is from RefSeq and is a predicted model, not a curated record. The transcript has 4 exons. NCBI's taxonomy places the organism in Eukaryota, Cryptophyceae, Pyrenomonadales, Geminigeraceae. Bases 1 to 846 code for a protein of 281 amino acids.
AUGCGCACAGCAGCGCUUCUUGUGGCGAUGGCGGCAGCCGCCGCUGAGGGUUCAGCAUGCUGGGAGAACGGAGGAGCAGGAGGAGGAAGAAGGGAGUGCAGGAUAGAGAAGGGUAUGAUGCAGCCAAUGGGGCUCUCGAUCGUAAGAUCUAGAAACUUCUACGAUCCUUGUCCCAAGCACCUCCCUCGAACUUCCCCGCACAGGGGAAGAGGAGCCGGCGACCUCGCCAUGCAGAUGUGGGGGUUUCUUCCUCCACAGAAGGAUGACGGGAUUCCUCCUCCCCCCAUGGUAGAGAUCAGCAAAGAAGCAGAGUUCGAGUCUCUCCUCAUGCAAGCUGCAACGAUGGACAAACUGCUGGUCCUCGACUGCUAUGCCUCGUGGUGCCGAGUCUGCGUGUUCCUCGAGCCUCGCUUCAAGAAGCUGGCCCACCAGUUCAUGGACAGCUGCAUGUUCGUCAAGGCGGACGGGCUGCUCAUUGAGUACAACGACGGCAAGUCAGGGUCAGGAACGUUGAAGAGCGCCAUAGGAAUCAAGAAGUAUCCUACCUUCCAGGUGUGGAAGAAGCGGACGCUAGUAGCAGAGAUUGUAGGAGCGCAAGACUUCGAGCCUCGAGACUUUGAGAAGACGCUGAGGAACCUGAUCCUUGACUGGUCGGAGAGGAAGGAAGAGCCGCUGCGGCUCACAGGUGUAGGAGCCACCAAAAAACUCUUCUACUCCAAGGACUCCCACGGAGGAGGAGGAGGAGGAGGAGGAGGAGGAGGAGGAGGAGGAGGAGGAGGAGGGAAGGGGGGGGGAGGCGAUGGGAAGGGCAGUUACGGAAGUUCUAGCAGAGAGUUUGGGAACUAG